Mesorhabditis belari is the source of this 205-nucleotide messenger RNA. The record is from the annotation of a GenBank genome assembly. NCBI's taxonomy places the organism in Eukaryota, Metazoa, Nematoda, Chromadorea, Rhabditida, Rhabditidae.
AUGGGAUUCAAGUGGUCAUCCUCAUCACCAUCGCCUCUCUCUCCUUUCCUUAUGAUUGUCGCUAUUCCCGUUUUUGUCAUUUAUUUUCUAUUGUCUGAUCUCCGAUCCAUUCUCAUUUCGGGUGAAUCAAUCGUGGGCGAGCUGAGUUGCACGAUUCGAGCAUUCGGAUGGACUGGACAAUUUCAUGGAAAUGAGCAAGCAAAAG